CUCUGAGAAAGCAGCGAGACGGACUAAUGACCCAGCAUGAGGAGCCAGUCAUUCCACUAACAUGGACAAGUACGAAAAGGUGAAGAAAAUCGGGGAAGGUUCAUUUGGAAAGGCCGUCCUUGUCAAAUCCAAAGAGGAUGGGCGCCAAUAUGUCAUCAAGGAGAUUGGCAUAUCUGGAAUGUCAAGUAAAGAGAGGCAGGAAUCUCGGAAAGAGGUUGCCGUUCUUGCCAACAUGAGUCAUCCCAACAUUGUCCAGUACAAGGAAUCUUUUGAAGAGGGGGGCUGCCUGUAUAUUGUGAUGGACUACUGUGAGGGAGGAGACCUCUUCAAGAAGAUCAACUCUCAGAAAGGAGUACUGUUCUCGGAAGAGCAAAUCUUGGAUUGGUUUGUUCAGAUUUGCCUGGCACUAAAGCAUGUACAUGAUCGAAAAAUCCUCCACAGGGACAUCAAAUCACAGAACAUAUUUUUGACAAAAGAUGGGACUGUACAGCUCGGAGACUUUGGAAUUGCAAGGGUGCUGAACAGCACUGUAGAACUGGCAAGAACAUGUAUAGGAACACCGUAUUACCUGUCACCAGAGAUCUGUGAAAACAAGCCGUACAACAACAAAAGUGAUAUUUGGGCCCUAGGGUGUGUCCUAUAUGAAAUGUGCACUCUUAAGCAUGCAUUUGAGGCUGGCAACAUGAAGAACCUCGUUCUGAAGAUCAUCCGUGGCUCGUACCCUCCCGUGUCUGUUCACUACUCCCAAGAACUGCGCUCUCUCUUGGCACAGCUGUUUAAACGCAACCCUCGCGAGAGGCCCUCAGUCAGCAGUGUACUGGACAAACCUUUCCUGACCUGUAGGAUAGAGAGGUUCCUCACACCACAGAUCAUUGCUCAGGAAUUCCACCAUACUUUUCUUCACAAGCAGCCUAAAGUGGGUCAGGGGCCACCAGCCAAACGUUCCGCCCCUGGCUCCAUACCGCUCGCCCCAACCCAGAAGAUUACCAAACCAGCCAGCAAAUACGGAGUGCCUUUAACUGUGAGGAAGGUGUCAGACGCAGCCAAAAGGCCUGCAGAGAGGAAACCAGCUGUCAAGCAUAAACCGGCCCCUCUCCCAGCAGCCCCCCAGAAGAGAGUGAGUCAAGUGGAGGAAGAGAGGAGAAAACAUGAGGACGGCAUCAGAAAGAAAAAGAUGGAGCUGAUUGAGAAAGAAAGGAAACAGAGAGAGCAGAUGUUCCUGUUGAAAGCAGACCAAAUGAAGAGAUAUGAAAAGGAGAAGAUCAAUCGGAUAAACCAAGCCAGGGAACAAGGCUGGAAGCAUGUCUUGAGUUCUAGCGGAGGCAGCAGCCCAGAGAGGAAGUGUUAUGUAGGUGGUGGAAAGAGGGCCAUCCAGGGUCAGGGUCCUUCUCCAGCUCCUGUCCCAAGUAAAAGCUCAUAUGAACACUACCACGCUGCCCUUGACCACAUGGCUAAACCACAGCCUAAAGUCAUCAGCAGGGAGGGAUCCUCAGCAGGACCAAGCAGUCCCAUUCGAAGUGUACCGGCUGCUGCUGGCCCAGUGCUGUCCAACGGCCCUGCACGACUCCUAAACCCCGAUGCAAUCAAGAGGGAACUACAGAGGCUGCAGCACGUUUCUAAACAAGCCCAUUUUAGUAGGCAGUGUGGUCAGUUGGCUCCUGGACGGGCCUAUCAGGUGGAGGAGUUUUUACAGCGGAAGAGAGAAGCCAUGCUCAACAAAGUUCGUGCUGAGGGACAGCUGGAGUACUUGUCAAGACUGAGGCAGAUCCGCCUGCAGAACUUCAAUGAGCGUCAGCAGAUCAAAGCCCGGCUCAGAGGAGAGAAGUAUGACAGUGAUGGUUCUGACAGCCAGGAGUCCAGUGAGGAGGCAGAGCUCAGGAGAAAGAAGAUAGAGGCUUUAAAAGCCCAAGCAAACGCCCGUGCUGCUGUGCUGAAAGAGCAACUAGAGAAGAAGAGGAAGGAAGCGUAUGAGAGAGAAAAGAGAGCUUGGGAGGACCAUCUUGCAGCUCGGGGGGUGAAGGUCGGCAUGGCAGCAGGAAACGUAGCGGCGGCGCCAGCAGCAGUAGCAGUAUCAUCUACCUCUGACGGUCCUCUUCCACAGCCCAGUCCCUCUCAGCCAGACAAAGCUGCCAAAGCUCCAGCCCUGCCUGCAUCCAAACCCCAGUCCACCCCAGCUAUCUCCAUGACUGCUGCCCUGAAGAAUGUUGGAACAACUACUCCACUAAAAGAAAGUUUGCCGCAGCCAGAGACCACGAUGGUCAUGCAGAGUGAGAAAAAGCAGAUUCUGCGCAGACUUAAUCAGAACCUGAAAGCCCAGAGCCCAGUGGAGGAGGUGGAGGAGUCGCGUUCACCCCCUGCAGAACCGUCUCCCGCACCCCAACAGAACCAGUCUGACACGGAGAAACGUCCCUCUUCGAACGGAGACCGUAAGAAGUGGGAUGCAGCAGAACUGCCUGUACUUCCUGUGGCUCAGCAAACCUUAGAGGAAACCUGUGCCACAGCAAGCGCCUCCUCCUCUGUGUGUCCAGAGGAUAGACCGUCCUCUGGUGGAGACAGGAAGAAGUGGGAGGCAGGAGUUCCACUUGUCCUCUCUGUAGCUCAGCAAACUCUAGAACAGACAUGCAUCACGACCAUUGAGCAAACAGCAGGUGAAGUUAUACAGAUGGGUGGGCUACAUGAAGGAGCCCCUAGGAAGGUGUGGGGAGUGAGUCCGGACUCUCAGGUGCUGAGAGUGCUUCAGGAGGCAGAGCUUCAGCCUCUCACCCAGCAGCUGGAGAAUGCCACCAUCUGUGAGGAAGACUUUUCGAGCCCUGAUAAGCCCAACCAGACAAGAGCGGCUGAGAUACCUAAAGAAGUGAUGCCCUCUAAAUCAGAGCCGUCAGCUGUGGUUCGGAGCCCAGAUGUUCAGCAGGAGAGUGCACACACCACGGAGGAAGUGUCUGUGGCCGCUGCAGUAGAAAGAGGGACACUGCCGACCAACCUUACUGAGACUCAGGAUCCAGCAGACGUGGAGUCAGUGGUUUUGGAUGAGACACCUAAACAGGCGUCGCGUCCCCCAGCGGGUGUGCAGCAGGCAUGGGAGCAGGAAGCCCAACAGCCAAUGCCACCAGAGGGUAUCACAAGACCAGGAGGCUCUAAGGAGGUCGAGAAGAGUGCAGAGAAACCAACUGAAUCCUGCGGCUUGGCACAGUGCGAGGAGCCCCUGUUUACGAAGUUGUGUUCCCCGGCCCACCGACGCACUGCUGCCCUUGCAAUCCUCUCAGCUCAGUCCUCCAUGGAUGAAUCAUCGUCGUCUCUGGCCUCUCGCUCGCGCUCAGUCUCACCGCUGCGCUCCAAACACCACGACGCCCUCCUCAUUGGUCUCUCUACGGGCAUGUUCGAUGCAAACAACCCCAAGAUGCUGCGGACGUGCUCUCUACCGGACCUCAGUCGUCUCUUCAGCCCUCAGCAGGACUCGGCGGUGACUAAUGCUAACGUUGCCCCAGACAACAACCUGGAAAUCGAGGACCUGGAUGAGGCAGCUAAAGAUGACGACCAGUCAGAGCCUGAAGAUGCAUAUGAGGAUGAAGACCUGCGGGACAUCCGGGCCUCCAUGGAGAGACUGCUGCAAGAAGAGGGCGACUUAAUGAGCAGCCCCCCGGAGGCUGGUGCAGGAGACUUCAACGGAAACCCUCCAGAGGGCGAAGACCAAGAGCUUUUCAACAGGAUAGCGGCUGAGAUCGAUCAGGACAACAAUCAGAUGACUGUAGAUGAUGACGACGACGAUGAUGACGACGAUGACGACGACGAAGAAGAGGAGGAGGAGGAGGAAGAAGGCGAGGAGGAUGAGGAGGACGAGGAUGAGGAAUGCUCUAAUGGGAGUCCUGUUGAUGAAGAAGCAGGGGAGCUGCUUACUAACGGUGUGGGAGAGGAGAACCACAGCAAUAACAGCCAGCUCAAUGAAGAGUGGCAUUCAGAUGGCAGUGGGGAGGACCAGAGCGCAGAGGCGGCGUAUCAUGACAGCAUCUUCAGUCGUCUGGAAGAACUUCGCUUCAAUCUGGAACAGCAGAUGGGCUUUGAGAAGUUCAUUGAGGCCUACAAUAAGAUAAAGGCUAUACAUGAAGAUGAAGAUGAGAAUAUUGACCUGGGCUCCAGUUUGGUGUUGAGCAUUUUGGGAACCGAGCACCAGCAUCUGUAUCCCCACAUCCUGCAUCUAGUGAUGGCAGAUGGCGCAUACCAAGAGGAUAAUGAUGAAUAAUGCUUCCUGCAAGCCGGCUGCUCUACUGGCAGCUCUGACAAUCUGCUAGCUAUCGGAUGUCUUCCCAUCACGCACAUCAUUGGCAGAGGGAUCUAUGCAUGAGGUGUCGCAGCCCCACAUCUAACAGUGUUUCAGGCACACUUGCAUGAUGAAUAACUAGUACACUCGAGGCUGUGUUUCAUACUUUUGACUAUCAGCACCUGACACUAUUUUCUCACCAGUGUUCAUUCAAAAGUGCAUUAUCGAAUACAUGUUCCUAUUAACCAAAGUUAACUUCGCAGUUCCGUCAGAUGUUUAUGAAAGAGUAUUUCUGUAAAGGAAACGUAUAUCGUCACGUUGAUUAAUAGCAUCAACCCUGUUGUGUUUCAGUUUGUGAUCGGGUCAGUUAGAAUCCACUGUGGCAUUUUAUUUUGGUGGGCAAAGAUCUGGUCCUCUCAGGUGCUCUCUUUCUAAUCGUCACACAUUCAACCAUAGCUUCAAAACCUAAACCAGGUCUCCCUCAAAACAAAAGUACCAAGAUUUACUACCGAGAACCAGUUGAACCUCCUUUUCUUACAACUCUUUUCACCAAACGUGAAGUGAAAUAUUAUCUAAUACAUUUUCCACAUUUCUUACUGUUUCAGUUAACCCAAACUAAGUCAAAGAUUUCUGUGAGACUGCUGUAUGUUGCCAAGAUACUGUAGCAAGACUGUGGCAUUAGAGUGGUGGGAGUGAUGGAGGGGCCCAGGCCAGAUGGAUGUUCAGUGCAGAGAGCUGGUGGUGUAAGCAAUGAUACAGAUGUUA
Messenger RNA from Chelmon rostratus (copperband butterflyfish), 5020 nucleotides. It is a transcript of the gene nek1, whose product is annotated as NIMA-related kinase 1. Bases 62 to 4237 code for a protein of 1391 amino acids. Gene Ontology annotation, biological process: protein phosphorylation. The transcript has 35 exons. Gene Ontology annotation, molecular function: protein kinase activity; ATP binding. The record is from RefSeq and is a predicted model, not a curated record. Lineage: Eukaryota; Metazoa; Chordata; Actinopteri; Chaetodontiformes; Chaetodontidae.